Molecule: messenger RNA, 3108 nt
Organism: Phaethon lepturus (White-tailed tropicbird)
Lineage: Eukaryota; Metazoa; Chordata; Aves; Phaethontiformes; Phaethontidae
Gene: MMRN1
Product: multimerin 1
Exons: 8
Coding region: 1-3108 (1035 amino acids)
Molecular function (GO): protein binding; calcium ion binding; extracellular matrix constituent conferring elasticity
Source: RefSeq, a predicted model, not a curated record
AUGCUUAUUGGCUACAAAAGAAGCAAAAACCGCUUUUUGUACUAUGCCUUACUUCUCAGGAACUGGUGUGCUUAUGUUCAUACCAGACUCUUACCUACAGUGGUAGUGGACAACCUGGAAACCUUGUCAUCAGGCAGAGUGAAGCCUUGCACUUGGCGUAUUGGGUCCUGUGCUCAGAGGUCCCAGACAACAACACACCAAGCCUACAGAAUCAAACAUAAAAUAGUAACAUCGCUGGAGUGGAAGUGCUGUCCUGGGUACAGUGGGCAAAACUGCCAACCCAAAGCUCAAGAACAACAAUCACUUAUACACAGCAACCAGGCUGAAAGCAGCAGAACUGUCAGUGAGAGGACACCAGGAGCUCCUCAAGACCCCAGUGGGCCAGCACUUACACAAAAAAUGAAUGAGAAGAUUAGCAGCCAGGAGAUGAAACUGACUUUUCUACAGAAGAAGGUUGACAGCAUUGCUACUGCGAUGAAUGAUGUGAGCGAGAUGCUUUCUUCUCUGGAAGGCAAAAUCAAUGAAGAUAAGGGCAGAGACUUCCAGUCUUUUCUAAAAGGUCUCAAAUCCAAAAGUAUUAAUGAAUUAGUCAAAAACAUUGUCAGAGAACAGUUUAAGGUGUUUCAAGGUGAAAUGCAAGAGAGCAUGGCUCAAAUUUUCAAGACUGUGUCUACUUUGUCAGAUGAUCUUGAAAAUACAAAAGAAUUAGUCAAACAUCUGAAUGAAACCCAACAAAAAUUUGUUCGGGAGAAAGACAAUGGGCCAACAAAGCUUGACAUUCUGGAACUAAAGAGCCAUAUGGUGCAGAUGAAAGAGGAAAUGACUCUCACCUGUGAUAAGCCUAUGAAAGCUUUACAGGAAAAGCAGAAAUCCUUGGAAGAUAACUUGGAGCAUCAACAGUCAAGAAGUGUAAUUUAUUAUGAAUCUUUGAAUAGGACUCUUACUGAAAUUAAAGAUGCUCAUGAACAGCUGUUAUCAGCUGAACAGUCUUCAAGCCAAAACAUCCCUUCAGCAGAUAAAGUCACAGAGUACAAUGUUACAGAGUACAUGUUCACGCUGCAUGAGAAAGUAAAGAAACAAGGCAUGAUGGUGCUGCAGAUUUAUGAUGACUUAAGAGUCCAGGACAGCAAGAUCAGCAAUCUCAGUGUUGCACUGGAAAUUCAGAGAGACUCUGUUCUGGGAGUCUGUGAUGACAUGUUGUCAGAGAGCAGAAGGGAUUUCCAAACACAGCUGUCAGCAACCCAAGAGAAUGUGCUUGUCCUAAACAAAAGUCUCUCUGAUCUGGUCCUUCCAUUGGACAAUAAGAUGGAAAAAAUGAAUGAGCAAAUUAAUGAUUUGUGCUAUGAUAUGGAGAUCCUGCAACCCUUGAUUGAACAAGGGGUACCUUUUAGUCUGACUUCGGAGUAUGAACAACAAAUCCAAGCUGAAGUAAUCAAUGAGAAGCUUGAAAACCUCACAACCAUCAUUAACAGAAUGAGUUCUGCAAUUAAGGACCUUUCCAAAACUCAGGAAGGACUUAAAAAUGAAUCUCAGGCUUAUCAGGAACUGUUUGAGAGUCGUGUUAAUGAAUGCUCCAUGGAAAUAGAAGAUGGAUUAAACAAGACCAUGAUAGUAAUAAACAGCGCUAUUGAUUCUAUUCAAGAUAACUAUGUACUGAAAGAUACACUACGUGCUCUAAGAAAUGAGACUGAAGUCUGCUGUGGCAGAGCUGAGAAACUGGACAGCCUUCUGGCUUUCAUUCCCCAGUUCCAACAGUUGAAUGAAUCCCUCUGGACACUGCUCAUAGGCAAGAAGUAUGAAUUCACUUCACAAGUAGCUCCAUCACUUUCUGAUCUUCCAUAUGAGAAGUAUGACAAAAGUAUCCUCCACAAUUUCAGAAGAUUUUUCUAUGUUUUAAAUGAAACAUCGUCAAAAGUGGACAAUCAACAACAUGAUAUCAACCGCUUGGAAGAAAAACUAUUUGACUCUGUGGAAGAAUCAAAGGACCAUGAGGUUCGCCUUCUGAGUGUGGAGUCAAAAAUUUCCAAGUUUUUGGCAAACAACUGUGUCUCACUGAAAAAAACCAAAGCUGCCUCAACAGAGAAAGAACAAAUGGUCUCACUUCAGCUCCAGACACUGAGUUCCAGGAUCAAGGCCCUGGAAGCCAAGUCGAUCCGCUUCUCAAACAGCAUUCCACUUCUGAACAAGACUGCUCAUGAGGCCUGGGGGCUGUGUCAGGAUACCAACAGCAGCAUCCAAAAAGUGAACGCGAGUAUACCUGUGCUAAUUAAACUUGCUCAGCCAGAUAUUCCCCUGCUGCAGAGAGGCCUCAAAGAGCUCAUCGAAUCUGUGCUUGAAAUAAAAGCAGGAACUAUUUUGACAAAUUUAACCCAGCAUGUUGACAUAUUGGUGGCAAGUGCAAUGAACAAUAUUACCAAACUUCAGAAACAGGUGAAACCAGUUAUAAAGAAACCAGCUCCAGUGAAAAAAGGAGCAACAAACAUCACCAUGAGCCUGGCAAACAGAAGUCAGAGAAACACAGAUAAUACUAUAGAUCCAGGGCAGUAUUCAUCUUGUGUCAGUUCCCCGUGCCAGAAUGGAGGAACCUGUAUCAAUGACAGACAGAGUUUUAUUUGUGCUUGUCGCCACCCCUUUGGAGGAGUCAACUGCAGUACGAAGCUGGUGAACGACAAUUCUCUGAGUGUCGAUUUUUCAAAAGGAUCAUACAGAUAUGCACCUAUGGUGGCUUUUUUUGCCUCUCACACAUAUGGAAUGACGACUCCAGGACCCAUCAGAUUUAAUAAUCUGGAUGUCAACUACGGAGCUUCAUUUGCCCCAGCAACUGGGAAGUUUCAUGUUCCGUAUCUGGGGGUGUAUGUUUUUGAAUAUACCAUUGAAUCAUUUAGUCCACAUGCCUCUGGCUAUCUGGUCAUUGACGGAAUAGACAAACUCACUUUUCAGGCUGAAAAUAUUAAUAGUAACAAGUACACUGACAGAGUAAUUACUGGAAAUGCUUUAUUAGAGUUAAAUUAUGGUCAAGAAGUCUGGCUCAGACUGGCAACUGGCUCUAUACCAGCCAAGUAUCCACCAGUAACUACAUUUAGUGGUUACUUGUUGUAUCGUACCUAA